This is a messenger RNA of Prunus armeniaca (apricot), 246 nucleotides long. The record is from the annotation of a GenBank genome assembly. Lineage: Eukaryota; Viridiplantae; Streptophyta; Magnoliopsida; Rosales; Rosaceae.
AUGGAGAAGAGUGCACGGAGGCGAUUGGAUUGUAUUUCUCGUCACCUUGUAUUACCACCUCAAGCUAAUCAUGGUCUGCAGCAGCUUGGUGGAAAAGGAAAAGAUGUUGUAUUUGAUGAAGUUCGAGUUUUUAACUACUGCAAGGUGCUGUUAUUAAGUAAUGGGCAAGUGAAGAGUGAGGAGGCAGAGCCUGUGGUGCUGUUAUUACUGCUUUCCAACCUCCACAACCACAAGUGCCAUGCUUGA